Bactrocera oleae (olive fruit fly) is the source of this 5655-nucleotide messenger RNA. It is a transcript of the gene Kdm2, whose product is annotated as Lysine demethylase 2. The record is from RefSeq and is a predicted model, not a curated record. Gene Ontology annotation, biological process: regulation of transcription by RNA polymerase II; protein demethylation. Gene Ontology annotation, molecular function: protein binding; zinc ion binding; DNA binding. Lineage: Eukaryota; Metazoa; Arthropoda; Insecta; Diptera; Tephritidae.
GUACUCGCAAAGCACCAUAUCAUUUAUUGGAACGAAAACAGAACACUUAACAUUUAGUUUUAGAUGAUUUGCAUUUUGAUUCUUCUUUCGAACUUGAAACCACAUAUCUACAUAUGUACAUACAUGUAUAUGUAUGUAUAUCUGCUAAUUUGCUGUUGAGCCUGGAUAUGAAGAUACUAAGUGAUGUGAGUAUGAAUGCACUUAUAUGCAUGUAUGCAUGUAUAUAUAUACAUACACAUAUACCGCGCUCAAUCCUUUGUUAUUCACAAGGAACUUAAGCAAGGCUUAGGUGUAAUACCAACAUGUAGAAAUGAAUAAAAUAAAUGUCGCCAAACUACUUUUUCAAGGAACCAGUAUGGUGAGGAGGCUUGCCACUAAGUAAAAUAGCGUUUUGCGAUUACUGUGCGUUCGAUACCGAAAUUCAGUUUAAAGAAUGUGUAUGUAUGCAUGCAUCUGUGUAUAUACGUACACCCAUUUGUAUAUAUUUGCUCGCAAAAUGAAGGGCAACAACUUGUUCCUAUUGCCUUUUGUUUUUUCCAAAACAAAAACUUUUGCUGAGUAGCAUACAACGCUGUUGCUGUUACAUAUGUACAUAUUCACAAAUUAUAUAUGCACUUCCGAGGUUUUAAUGGAUUCGAGUGUUCUUGAAGGCCGCUUGUAGUGGUCGCGUUCUCUUAGUCGCAGAUGAAUUCCCUAAAAUAUCCAUCAUAAAUUUACCUGUUUAGUGGAUAAUAGUGACUGUUCUUGUCGGCAGGCCACGUUAUAUUGUAAAUGUUAUUCGAGAACAACUGAGUAGACCCGUAAAAUGUUGCUGGGUCCGAUUUUUCGACUCGCGCAUGCGCAUCGCAUUGCAUUGCUCACAUACACAUUAAACACAGGCUACUUAAACCCACUCAAAAAGAUAUACAUAUAUGUGCAUAUGCAACUGUGGUAGUGUUGGGAAAAAAAACUCAAAUCGCAUUUUAACGCUUCUCAAUGCACUCAAUACAUAAAUUCACCACAGAUAAAGUUAUAGUCUGCACAGAAGCCGUAAACUCAAAUUUUAUCUGAGUAUAUUUUGUGAUACUUUCCUAAACAUUUGCGUGUUAUCGCAGCUUACUCACUUCUAUUGUUAUUUACUGUGCUAGUUAUGACCGCCAGGUAAAACUCUACCAGUUAAAUUAGUGAUUGUUGGCAAUAAUCAAACUUACCCCAACCUGCCACUUGCCGCUGAGAUCUUUCUGUUGUUCUUCGCUCUAACGCGUAUUUUCUCAGUUCAAGCUGCAUUUAUGUCCCAAACCUGCCGUCUGUGUAAAUAGGGGAAAGUGACAAAUAGCUCAAGUGACGAUACAAAAACUAUGUAGCAUAUGAUAUACAUAUGUAUGUAUGUAUGUGCAUAAACUCAAGAUCAAAUUUGACCCGCACUGAUCUAUUUAAACUGCGCGUGUAAACCGAAUCGAUAAAAAAAUUUUAGUUGAAUCGGUACAACCUGUUUUUAUUUUCGUGUGAAGUUUGAGCGCCAUAUGUCAUUGGCAGCUUUUUGUUAGCGAAGCGAAUAGUUUGUCUGACGAUUUUUAUAUGUAACAUAAGUAUAUUGGGUCAAUGGCGCGUUUCGCGAAGUGGAUUUUUCCGUUUCGAAAAUCGAGAGCAGCCCUAAAGAUUCGCGAACGCAAGCAACGUAAACUGUAUCUCGAAGAAUGGGCACUCGGUGAUGAUGAUUUGGAGGGAACACGAGGGUUCAGCGUCUCAGAAAAAUUGGAAUCUUCGAAGUUUGCACAAACUGGUAUGGUUCGGGAGAUGCGUGGCAGUGAUUUGAGUGUGGCUUUUCUUCAACAAUAUGGCUUUAAUAUUCCAUUAUUGUUUCGUGAAAAGACCGGCUUAGGACUGCGAAUGCCCGAUUCUAACGAAUUUACUAUAAACGACGUACGUCUGUGCGUUGGUUCACGUCGUGUAUUGGACGUGAUGGAUGUGAACACUCAAAAGAACUUACAAAUGACAAUGAAAGAGUGGCAACAGUAUUAUGAUAAUCCACAAAAGGAUCGACUCCUUAAUGUAAUUUCGCUAGAAUUUUCUCAUACGCGUUUAGACAAUUAUGUACAAUGUCCAGAAAUUGUUCGACAAAUCGAUUGGGUGGACGUUGUAUGGCCAAAACGUCUCAAGGACUCACAAAGAGAAGGUACAAAUGUGUUGGGGGAAAUGAUGUACCCAAAAGUACAAAAGUACUGUCUUAUGUCAGUGAAAAAUUGCUAUACGGAUUUUCAUAUUGAUUUUGGCGGUACUUCGGUUUGGUACCAUAUUUUAAAGGGUAGUAAAGUGUUUUGGCUAAUACCACCAACAGAAAAAAACUUACAAUUAUAUGAGAAGUGGGUAUUAUCCGGUAAGCAGGCGGAUAUCUUCUUUGGCGAUACAGUGGAAAAGUGUGCUCGAGUAUACUUAACAGCUGGCAACACUUUCUUUAUACCCACCGGUUGGAUACAUGCUGUAUACACACCAACAGACACACUCGUGUUUGGCGGUAACUUUUUACAUUCCUUUGGUAUAGUUAAGCAACUUAAGACCGCGCAGGUGGAAGACGCUACCAAAGUACCGCAGAAAUUUCGAUAUCCUUUCUUCACCGAGAUGCUGUGGUAUGUCCUGGCACGAUACGUAUAUACACUACUGGGUCACUCGCAUUUGGAGGGUGAAUCUUCAGUAAGUGAGGAGGAAAUGUCCAAACGAGGUCAUGUGCAUCUCACACACUAUGAACUUUUCGGUUUGAAAGAGAUUGUCAUGUAUCUGUAUGAUUUGCCACCCCAAAAGAAAAAUGUACCCGAAUUGGUACGGGAUCCCGUGGCUUUGAUCAAAGAUGUGCGCACGUUGGUAGAGCGACAUUGCAAGGACAAGCCUGAGCUAGCCAUAACGGGUGAAUCUGUAUUAAAGCCGCCCGGUCAGAUGCACUCCACGUUUCAGGUGUACGAUCGUGGGGUUGUGAAGCAGGAAAUCAAAGCGGAAAUUGCACGUAAAAAUGCUGAAAUCAUACGUGAACAACAGCAGUUAGAUGCAGCGAAUGCCGCAAAUGCCGCAGAAAAUAUAUCGCUCAACAAUGAUAUACAAAAUAAAGUAGACACAAAUUCAAAAUCGAAUAUUGUUGCCAUAACAAAUGUGGCUGAUAACGGUGGUGUCAUCGUAAAGGAAUAUAAAAAUGAGCCUAUUGAGAAUGGUGCCCAACAGACGGCUACAUUCAUAUCACCCACGGAUAGUCUUAAGUAUCGCCCUCCGAAGAAGAUGCAUCUCGCAAAUGCUGUAGCUGCAGCGGCACAUCAGGCCAACAACACUGUCAGUGUUAUCGCAUCUUGCUCAAGUUAUAACUCAGCUUCAACAGCAACAACAACCAUUUCAACUGGAACAACCGUUGCUGCAACCAACCAAACACAAAACAAUUCACAUACACAGCCACUUACACAUAACACAAAUGCCGUUAACACUACCGAAAACUCUUGUCUUUCGCCGAACGAUUCAAAGUUGUCGCCAAAUGUCACCGGUACUGGUCAACCGCGUCGACGGCGAACGCGCUGUAAAGUCUGCGCCGCUUGCCAGCGUUCCGAUUGUGGGGAAUGCAGCUUCUGUUUGGACAUGGUGAAAUUCGGUGGACCUGGACGCGCUAAGCAAACAUGUAUGAUGCGUCAAUGUCUCUCGCCCAUGUUGCCGGUGACAGCACAGUGCUUCGUGUGUCAUUUGGACGGCUGGCGGCAAGUACCCGUGUCCCCACAAACUAAGCAGCUGGCUUCACUCGAGGGACCUUCGACGCUAAUGGAGUGUUCGGUGUGUUAUGAAAUUGCGCAUCCUGACUGCGCGAGGUCGUUAUUGGACGGCACCGACGAUGCCGCGGACGCUAAAGGUGUAGUAAAUGAAGACCUACCAAAUAGUUGGGAAUGCCCAAGUUGUUGUCGAUCUGGAAAAAAUAAUGACUAUAAGCCCCGUCACUUCCGUGCCCGCCAAAAGUCUUCGGAGGUACGACGCACAUCAAUAGGUGGCUCAAAUAUAAUUACAACCGGUCACGAUCACGACAGUAACCAAUUGCCACCGCCCAUUGGGCAAUAUAAUGACUUCGUUUUCACAAGUGAAUCUGAAAUGGAAAGCUGUUCAGCCAAUGUUGUACACUGGAAGCAUGUUGCGAAGCGUCAUCACCAUCAAAUUGAAGUAAAGACAGAACGCCAUUAUGAUACCUCUUCGCCAGGAAUCUCGCCCCAUGCAGCUGGCGACCGCAUUAAGAGACGUAAGAGUGACGACGGCUUAAGCUUGUGUAGUAGUAUGCAGGACAGUAUUGAUGCGGGUGCUUCCAUGGAUUGUCAUGUAGGCGUUGGUAACGGUGGUAUUGUUAGCGGCAGUAACGGUACACAAAUGUUGCGAAAGAAAAAUUCAAUACGAUCACAGUUGGCUCAACAAAUGCUCAACUCUUCAACGCGAGUACUCAAGAAGCCGCAUUAUGUAGUGCGACCAGCUGGGCAUUUAUCAACAAGUGGUAGCGGCUUGGUGGGCAAUCACAUUGGUGGCGCAAAUCUAGCGCUCGAUCCAACAUUGUUGAAAAUCAUGUUUCGCUACUUGCCCCAAGAAACGCUAGUCACUUGCUCGUCGGUUUGUAAAAUAUGGUCGAAUGUGUCUGUGGAUCCUGAUCUCUGGAAGACAAUGAACUGUGCAGAGCACAAAUUAUCUGCUUCACUGUUGACAGCUAUUGUUCGCCGACAGCCAGAGCACUUAAUACUCGACUGGACACAGAUAGCCAAAAGGCAAUUGGCCUGGGUGAUUGCACGUCUGCCUGCUCUUAAACACUUAUCGCUACAAAAUUGUCCCAUUCAGGCAGUGCCGGCUCUACACACUUGCCUUUGCCCGCCGUUACAAAUCUUGGAUCUCAGCUUUGUGCGUGGUCUCAAUGAUGCCGCCAUACGCGAUAUACUGUCACCACCCAAGGAUUCGCGACCUGGUUUAGCAGAUUCAAAAACGCGGUUACGUGAUCUUAAAACUCUCAAACUAGCCGGCACCGAUAUAACUGAUGUGGCAUUGCGCUAUAUAACGCAAGCAUUACCGAAUCUGGUUCACCUCGAUCUUUCAUCAUGUCAGCGCAUAACUGAUGCCGGUGUGGCACAAAUUGGCACAUCGCCGACUGCCAUAGCAAAAUUGGUCGAAUUGAAUUUGAGCGCUUGUCGAUUGGUUUCCGAGUUUUCUUUGGAACACCUAGCUAAAUGCGAGCAAUUGAUUUGGUUGGAUUUGCGACAGGUGCCGUUGGUACCGACGCAGGCGGUAAUAAAAUUUGCAGCCGAAUCUAAACACGAUCUCUGCGUGAAGGAUAUAAAGUUGGUGGAAAAGCGGCGACCACAGAAAGCGACACAGCUGGCAACGUCUUCAAGCUUAGGCGGAAUGGGUUCAGUGAGCAGUUGGAAUGACUAAAAAUAUUAAGUAGGGAUAUAACCAAAAAUUUAGUUGGCUAGUUAAUAAUCGAAAUUAGAUUUCGAUAAAUGAUUGAAAUGCAUAAAAUUAUGCAGCAAAGCUGAAAUUCUAAUUACGCUAUGCGUAUUUGUGUAGGUAAAAUGCAGAGCUAGCAGGCGCAAGUAUAAACUAAUCAGUGCACUAUAAAUCAAAUAUUAAUCUUAACUCACGAUUUUAAAGUAUUUGAAGAACUCAUGCAUUAAACCAGUUAUA